UGAAAAGAUAAGAUGACUGGUUUGAAUAAUUUUUGCCCUUUUGGUCUGAAGAAAAAAGUCAGACUGUUCUAUAAAAAUUCUAUCAGGUGACUGAUACCACGUUCCCAAGAGAGCUCGAUUGUUCCGAAUUAUAGUGACGGCUAUGUGCACACCGAUUUUCGGGCUGGCGAAGGCUCUACAUAUUGCAAGUAACUAGUUAAGGCACUUCACUAUCAAUUGACUAAAAUAAGGCUUAUAUUGGUCAUUCAAAAGCUUAGUAAAUAUUUCAUAAAUAACAUGCCAGUAGACGAAACAGAAACUCAAGUUAUUUUAACUCACCCAAGUGAUCCAAACACUAAAGUCACUAUUUUGAAAUACGGAGCAACCGUUAUUUCUUGGUUAAACAAAGGUGAAGAGAAAUUAUGGGUAAGUGAAGGAGCAUUCUUAGAUGGAUCUAAGCCAGUUAGAGGUGGUAUUCCUUUAGUAUUCCCAGUGUUUGGUAAACAAAAGUCCGAAGCACAUCCAACUUUCAAAUUACCUCAACAUGGAUUUGCUAGAAAUUCUACUUGGGAAUUUCUCGGACAAACAACUGCUAAUCCUCCAACUGUUGAAUUUGGUUUAGGUCCAGAACAAGUUAGUCCAGAUUUAUUAAAAUUAUGGGGAGAUGGAUCAUAUGAUUUCACUUUAAUUUUAACUAUUAAAUUAGAAGAGGAUAAAUUAACUACUCUAAUUGAUAUUGAAAAUAGAGGUAGUAAAGAAUUCGAAUUUAAUUGGUUAUUCCACACUUAUUAUAGAAUCCCAGAUAUUACUGAUACUUUAGUUAAUAAUUUGGUUGAUCAAUCAUGUUUUGAUCAAUUAUUGGCAGAAGAAUACACUGAAAAAUCACCAGUUAUUAGCUUCCAUGAAGAAUUUGAUAGAAUUUACCAGAAAGUUCCUCUUGAUAAAACAUUUCAAAUCAUUGAAUUUGGUAAAGUAUUAUUUAACCUUCAUCGUAUUAACUUAAAUGAUACAGUAGUAUGGAAUCCAUGGAUUAAAAAAUCAGAAGCUACUGCUGAUUUCUUUCCUAAAAAUGGUUAUUUAAACAUGUUAUGUGUAGAACCAGGUAAUGUUUCAUCCUUUGUUAAAUUAGGAGCUGGUGAAAAAUGGCAAGGAGGUCAAGAAUUAAGUCUUGGUGGUGAAAUAAAAGUUCAAACAAACAUUUACUAAACUACAAUAAGUAACUUAUUCUUUCUGUUAUAUAUAUUAGGCGUAUCUAUACAUUCAUAAAUAUUCAUUAAAACUAGA
Molecule: messenger RNA, 1263 nt
Organism: Scheffersomyces amazonensis
Lineage: Eukaryota; Fungi; Ascomycota; Pichiomycetes; Serinales; Debaryomycetaceae
Product: glucose-6-phosphate 1-epimerase
Exons: 1
Coding region: 277-1185 (302 amino acids)
Biological process (GO): carbohydrate metabolic process
Cellular component (GO): cytoplasm
Molecular function (GO): glucose-6-phosphate 1-epimerase activity; carbohydrate binding
Source: RefSeq, a predicted model, not a curated record